Molecule: messenger RNA, 4998 nt
Organism: Bombus impatiens (common eastern bumble bee)
Lineage: Eukaryota; Metazoa; Arthropoda; Insecta; Hymenoptera; Apidae
Product: F-BAR domain only protein 2
Exons: 13
Coding region: 261-3236 (991 amino acids)
Biological process (GO): clathrin-dependent endocytosis; clathrin coat assembly
Cellular component (GO): clathrin-coated vesicle; plasma membrane; clathrin-coated pit
Source: RefSeq, a predicted model, not a curated record
CAACGGAGAUAGUUGAAAUAAGUUGACCUGUGUCUCCGCGGUCGAGCGCGCUCGUUCUGCUCGAAACGUUCGAGCACGAAACGUUGCGUUAGUUUGUCGUAAAUUGAGUUACGUCUCGUCGUAUCUGUUGUACGGUUCGGAUAUUGCAUCGUGUAGUCCUCAGUGUGUGCAUGUGUGUGUGUCAAUGAUUCGUUAUUAACGGUGCAGUUCGGCCUGAUAUAUCAGAAGAUAAAUUAUGAUGGUCUGAUCGCGGUUCCAACAUGACUGUGGAUUUCGCCGACUACUUUUGGGGCGAAAAGAAUAAUGGAUAUGACGUGUUAUAUCAUAACAUGAAGCAUGGUGCAGUUGCAAGCAAGGAGUUGGCUGAGUUUCUGAAAGAACGAUCAACUAUAGAAGAAAAUAAUUAUAAGGUUCUGAGUAAGCUAGCUAAACAAGCUGGCAGUAGCAGUAGUACACAAGGAACAUUUGCACCUGUUUGGGCUGCCUUAAGAGGAGCAGCAGAAAAACUUGCUGGUUUGCACUUGCAAAUGGCCCAAAGAGUGACUGAACUAAUAAAAGAUGUAUCAAAAUAUACAGAUGAAUUACAUAAGAAACACAAGGCUGUAAAAGAAGAAGAGUCAUCUACCUUGGAAGUUGUGCAAAGUAUACAGAAUAUUACUGUGACAUUACAUAAGGCAAAAGAUAUGCGUAUGCAAAAGGGUCUUGAAUUAGAAAAAUUGCGGAAAGACAAUGCCAGCCAAAAAGAAUUAGAAAAAGCAGAAAUUAAGUUUAAAAAAGCACAGGACGAUUACAAAACUCUGGUUGAUAAAUAUAUGGGCAUAAGAAAUGAUUUUCAAACCAAAAUGACUCAAACAUGCAGGCGAUUCCAAUAUGUAGAGGAAACACACUUAAAGCAUAUGAAGGAGUUUUUAAACAUCUAUGCUGAUGUUUUGCAGUCAAAUCAUGAACAAGUUGGUCAAGUUCAUAUUGAUUUUAAACGGCAAUGUUCAGACAUGACAGUGGACAAAUUAUUAGAGCAAUUUGUACAAAGCAAAUAUACAGGUUUUGAGAAACCAGGUACAUUCGAAUAUGAAGAGAUCAUAACAGGUUUAGGAGAAAUGACCAGUCAUUCUCAGUUGGAAAGCAAUGUUGAGACACCUAAGGAAACAUCAAAAGGAGCUAAUGGAGAAACAGGCGUUGCUGGUAACAUUCACAGUUCAAAAAACGAUCGGGGAUUAAAAGGGGAGGGUUGUCAGGUGGAUGAGGAAAAGGGGACGGUACAAGAAAAAACAAAUGAAAAUCUGAAUGAAAGAGACAGAGAAUUGUCACAUGCACAAGCCACCAAGGCUUCCCGGCGUACUACCUCGCUACUCAACCUGUUCAUGUCCAACUCCCAGGACAAACAGAAGCAAGCAGGGUCUGGUUCGGCACCUGCAACUCCUCAGGGGAACAACCUGCCUCCUGCUGUUCCACCUCCCAGCAUCUCCAGGAACCCUCUCAGAGGAUCUAAAUGGUUUCUUCGCAGCAGAAGAGAGAAAAGAAAGGAAAAGAAGGCGAAAAAGAAGAAGGAUAUUGUGGAAACGAGCAGCAACAAAGAAGAAAAGUCUGACCUGGAGGAUAAGGAUGACAGUAGAAAGUCUGAAACACCGACACCGGAAGUAGAUGAGGAUGGUUUCUGUAUUAGACCGAAAGCAGAGCCGUGGGAGAAUGAGAAAGGAUUUUAUUCUAGCUCAGAUACCGAUUCCGAAGAUGAGAGGGAACGAAAGAUCCGAGUGGAAAUAAAACCACUAAGCAACGGCGGAGCACCGAUGAGCGCCAGCGUGGACGAACUCAGGGCGACCGUGGAAAAUCUAUCGUUAUCGCCUGCACCGACGGGACGCAGAGGAUCAAAUAACGAUUCAGAUCAUCAUAUGAAAAGGUCUCAGUCAGUGUCACAGCAAUUAGGAGGUAAGCCAAGCUCGGAUUUACUUGGCCUAAACUUGUUCAAUCCUAGCAGUACACCAUCGAGCGCCUCAACGCCGACUGGUAGUCAUCCGUACGCGCCAUUGCAAAGUCCUCCGCCACUGUCUUUGUCACCGACGCCUCAACCACAGCCGCCACAAUCCGCACCACCUACACAUCCUCACCCACGAUUCCCUGAUGGAGAUUUGUUUUCGGAAGUAGGAGACAUCACUCCGGCCUUACCUCCCAAGCAAUCCGCAUCCUCCACUCCGACAGGAUCCAUCAUCAUUCCUAGACCUCCGUCCCGAAGAGGAGAAGGUCCUUCGCCAAGGGGUAGAAUGUCACCGGCAACUAUAUCCAGAGCCGAUAGCGUGGCUAGCUUAGAAUUUCGUACAGCUGGUGUUGGUGUUGGCUCCUCCAGGGGCCCAUCUCCGCUCACGAUUGGACUCGCAGACACUAUACCUUUAGCAGUUGCUUUCCAUGAGAUAGUACACUCUUAUUUCAGAGGUACCGAUGAAACACGGUGUCAGGUGAAACUCAGUGGAGAUAUGAUGUUAUCGUUUCCUGCUGGUAUCGUCGCCGUGUUAGCGAAUAAUCCAAGCCCUGCGAAACUUACGUUUCGCGUGCGAAACAGUAAUAGAUUGGAAAAAUUGUUCCCUAAUAAUCAGCUUGUCAGCAUGGAUGCAACGCAGACAACUGUCGACAGUACAAUUUUUGAAUUCAAUAUGAGUGCCUUAACUACGUUGUUACGCAAACAGGCUGAACAAAACCCUUCAGCUUCGUAUUUUAACGUCGACAUACUCAAGUAUCAAAUCAAGUGCAAGGAGGGAGCAGGUUCAUGCCCUUUCCAGCUGGUUGCCUAUUGGAAGUGUGAAACGACUCAUACCGAUCUUAAGAUUGAUUAUAAAUAUAACAGUCGUGCUAUGGCUUCUCCAAGUCCACUGCUAAACCUUCAUGUGGCUGCGCCCAUAGACGGAGGUUUCAAGUCACUGAAUAGUAAACCUCAGGCACAGUGGUUACAAGACACGAAUCGGGUACUGUGGAAGUUCACGGAACUGUCGCAGCACAGCGAAGGUAACGGCGUAGGCUCAUUGAAAGCUCGGGUGGAACUUGCGCAUGGGCCAGGAAACCAAGGAACCAUAUUCACACAGUUUAAUUGCGAAGGGACCACGUUAUCUGGUGUUGAGUUCGAGCUUUUAGGCCCGGGGUAUAGAUUAAGUUUAGUAAAGCGUAGAUUCGUAUCUGGAAAGUAUAUUUGUGAUGGAGAUUCUGACUCACGAAGUAGAUACGCUGCUCCACCAUCCAAUGUGGAUUGACGACUUCCAGAAUGGGCGCCUCAAUGGGAGAGCCUGCCCAUUUAAUAUUGGCACUUGCUUGUUCAUUCACUGCCCAUACCACGACUAAUGUUCGUUCAAAUUCGAAAUCGGCGUGGGGAAGCCUGUUGGAUACCAAAGAACGUGUGCGAUACAAUAAUAAGAUUACAUAGUAGACGAAUAAUUUGUACAGAUGCCGUGAUGCUACGUGAUUUCCAUAUAGCAGAAUGUAAAGUUUAUUCGCGUUACGUGUUAAAAAAGGAAAAGAAAGGAUCUUGGAUACGAGAAAGCGGCAAACGAAGAUCACAUAAAUUCGUAUCCUUCAUAAAUUAAGAUGAGUAUGGUACGAUAUAUAUGAUCCUAGGCGAAGAAAAUAUUUGGACAGAAAUGUAACGAAAAACAUAGUUGGACUUCGUAAGUCACUCGCUACCUGAUGAAUAGCGUUCUGUGUUUUAUAACUUGUAUAUUUUUCAAUUUUUCUAUAUAUUCUCGAUUAGAUUGUACUAUUUUAGUAAAGUUUGUACGUGAUACGUAAACGAGGUGUAACUACGACGACGACGAUGACGAUAACGACAGCAGAAAACGUUUAAAACGUCGAAGAGUAAGUAGACUUUUCUCGCAUAAAACCUUUGGUGUCCAGCAUAUUUUUCACCACGAUAUUCUCGCCAUAUUAUUGUGUCUAUAUAUAUAUAUAUACAUAUAUAUAAUCAAAAUACAUACGUUAUGACUUUUUUUACCUAACAGCACGGAAAAGCUCUAGAAAAGAUCAUCAAACAGUACAAUGUUCUUAAUCUAUUGUUAAAUUUUGCGUUAAUUUUAAUGUAAUUAUUAUAUAUUGCUAUCUUAUCGUUAAGAAGGUUUGAAAGAAAUGUAAAGAUUCUGUAACACCAAUUAACUUCGUGUCUGUACAUUAGCGUUUCUAUUUUAUACGAAGGCCCUAUAUUUACUUUUUAAAUUUUUCGAUGUAGUCCUAUGAUAUACGUUUUCAGAUCUGUUUUUACCGAUAUCCGCGGAAUUUUUGAAAAAAUAUUUGGUUACACGUACAUUUAAAAAAUUAAUGGUUCUCGAAAUGAAAUCGUGUUUUUCGUUUCACAACACAAUUCAACUUUAUUGCGCGGCGAUUCCUGCGUACGUUGACGCUGGUAAAGAAAAAAAAGCAAAAAAAGAAUUGCAACGUAGUUUUGCUUUAUUUAUGAACAAAGAAAAUAGCGAGGACGUUAAGAACAAAAUGUUCGAUAGAUUAGUAAUAGUUCAUACGUAUACUAAGUGAAAUUGGCAAGUAAUGGAAAGGAAAUGCUUUAUUAAAAUGAUUAAACAUACGAUUUUAACAUUGUAACAAACAAAUUAGUUGCGCGAUUUGCGAUUAAUUUUUUAGAUCUUACGAAAGUUUCGAAGAAUUGCAAGUUAAAUUUCAUGGUAGUUCCACAGUGAUCGUUUCAUUCUUUCCAUUAUUGCAAAAUUAAUUCAAUAUUUUUUGUGUAAUUAUCAUUAAAUAUUUCCUAUAUUUAUUAUUUUAAAACGAGAAUUACUACGUUAACUUUUAAUGUGAAUCGACUGUAUCCUAUCGUUUUCUUGUUUUUCCUUAUUCUUUCAUUUUCAGUAUUUUUUGUAAUGAUUUUGCGAUAUAUUCCUAAAGCGAAUCGACCGUUUUUAGAGACAGUCCAUCUCGUUUAACAGUUACAUGUGCAUACAUACCGCCUGUGUGUAUAUGUAUAUGUGUAUAUAAAAACGAAGUAAUAACUUUAAGAAUAAGUCUGAAAAAAUC